CUAAACAGAAAGUAAGAGUUCCAUCAUUUACCGUUCAUUACCAUCAACUCCAUUCCAAUGGCACUUCCGUCGCCAUUUUUUGCAGCGUUUACAGCAAUAUUGAUCCUCCUCUUAUCUCAAAAGGCCAGCUGCUUGUUAUCCUCAAAACACAACAAUGUCACCGAUCAACAGUCACUUCUGUCCUUCAAGUCCAUGAUAUCGGGCGAUCCAACAGGAUCGUUAGCCUCGUGGAACAACUCCAUCCAUUUCUGCAAUUGGGUAGGCGUAACUUGCAGCGGCCUCCAACAUCCUCAACGGGUCGUGUCCUUGAGCUUGAGCUCCCUUGAUCUCUCUGGAGUUAUAUCGCCGGCGAUAGCAAACCUCACAUUUCUCAGAACGAUUAACCUCUCCCACAACAAACUCCGCGGACCCAUCCCGGGAGGAAUCGGUAACCUCCACCGCCUCCGGGUUCUUAACGUGAGCCUAAAUUCUCUUGAACGAGGUAUUCCUGAUUCGUUGGGCGGCCUUACUUCUUUGACCAAACUCUACUUGUUCAACAACAGCCUAAGCGACAAUAUCCCUUCUACAAUGGGGAACCUCGCCUCUUUAUCUCUACUGUUCUUGCACAAUAACAAAUUCACUGGCAGCAUCCCACCUUCAUUAGGAAGGAUCUCGUCUCUCUCCGUUCUUGCUCUGACCAACAAUCUUCUCAACGGCAGUAUUCCGUCUACUAUAGGGGACCUUACUUCCCUAACUUCGCUUUACCUUUCAGGCAACCGUCUGAGUGGCUUGGUCCCUUCUUCGUUGGCGAAGCUCUCGUCUCUUUCCGUGCUUGAUUUGUCCAAUAAUGAACUCAGUGGCAGCAUACCGUCUUCCAUCGGGGGCCUUGCCUCCCUGACUUCACUGAAAGACAAAUACAAAAAGAGAAUUGGGUUUAAAGAUACAAGUAAUAAUGAUUCAGUUUAUAGGUAA
Asparagus officinalis (garden asparagus) is the source of this 951-nucleotide messenger RNA. RefSeq names its product LRR receptor-like serine/threonine-protein kinase EFR. Lineage: Eukaryota; Viridiplantae; Streptophyta; Magnoliopsida; Asparagales; Asparagaceae. Gene Ontology annotation, molecular function: protein binding. Bases 58 to 951 code for a protein of 297 amino acids. The record is from RefSeq and is a predicted model, not a curated record. The transcript has a single exon.